Molecule: messenger RNA, 401 nt
Organism: Phaethon lepturus (White-tailed tropicbird)
Lineage: Eukaryota; Metazoa; Chordata; Aves; Phaethontiformes; Phaethontidae
Product: zinc finger protein ubi-d4
Exons: 4
Biological process (GO): nervous system development
Cellular component (GO): nBAF complex
Source: RefSeq, a predicted model, not a curated record
CCAAGAAAGGACCCGACGGCUUAGCUUUGCCCAACAACUACUGCGAUUUCUGCCUGGGGGACUCCAAAAUCAACAAGAAAACGGGGCAACCGGAGGAGCUGGUCUCGUGCUCGGACUGCGGGCGAUCGGGGCACCCCUCCUGCCUGCAGUUCACCCCCGUGAUGAUGGCGGCCGUCAAGACGUACCGCUGGCAGUGCAUCGAGUGCAAGUGCUGCAAUAUCUGCGGCACCUCCGAGAACGACGACCAGCUGCUCUUCUGCGACGACUGCGACCGCGGCUACCACAUGUACUGUCUCACCCCCUCCAUGUCGGAGCCACCCGAAGGGUUCUGGAGCUGCCACUUGUGUCUGGACCUGCUGAAGGAAAAAGCCUCCAUCUACCAGAACCAGAACAGCUCCUGA